UUUUUUACAAGUAUGGUAAGGUUUUGAGAAGCAAAAGUCCUUAUGCUUGGAGUUUGGAUUAGAUUAAAUGAAUACUAUAAUAAAGGUUAACUUUCUAUAAUUUGUGACAUACUAGAAAACGACGUUGCGGUUACGGCCCGGUAAUAGAAGGUUAUUUAAGGAAUUCCCCGAGCGCAUCUUCGUGAAAAAAAAAUGUCAAAAAAACCUUUAAUUAACCAAGACACGCUUUACGGCAUCAAUUUAAACCACAGUUUGGCAAAAGGAAAAUGCAUCUAGUCAGUUUAAAAGUGUCAAAUUCCCUAAUAUGAUCUAUUCUCCUGUCUUUCUACUCCAAGUUCCUCGGGGAUAGUUGCUAAACAUCAUGACUGAUCGUAUAAUAUUACAAAAUCUACCAUCUCAGAUAACUGCAAGUUCAUCAAAUCAACUUGCCUCGGGUUUUAAAAGAAAAGAACAUGAUCACAUAAAUAGUAAAUUGAAAAACCUCAACUCAGGCGAUACAGCAGUUUCAAUAGAAGAAUCAGCAGAAGAGGAAGAUGCCAGUGAAUUCCCAGACGGUGGUGUAGCUUGGCUAGUCGUCCUAGGUUCAUUUUUGGGAUUGAUUCCAGUGUUUGGUUUAUUGAAUUCUAUUGGUUCUAUUCAAACCUAUAUUUCAUCAAAUCAGUUGAGUGGGAUCUCUGGUUCAGUCACUGGUUGGAUUUUCUCGAUAUAUUUAGCUAUUGCAGGUUAUGGAUGCGUUUUCAGUGGUACAUUAUUUGAUAGAUUAGGUAGAACUUUCCCAAUGCUGAUUGGGACUAUAUUGUAUUCUGUCGGAUUAUUUGCAACUGCUGAAUGCACUACUGUUUAUCAAUUUAUCUUAGCAUUUGGUGUGUGUGUUGGAUUGGGUACUGCACUGAACAUGACACCUUUGAUUGGGUGUGUUUCACAUUUUUUCUUCAAGAAGAGAGCAUUAGCAACUGGUAUUGCAACUAUUGGUGGAAGUGUUGGUGGUAUAUUUAUGCCAAUUAUGUUGCGUAGACUAUAUGUCAAUGUUGGUUAUAAAUGGGCCAUUAGAAUUCUUGCAUUCAUUUGCACAUCCUGUCUUGUUAGUUCUUAUUUAUUGACUAGAGAAAGAUUACCAAAAGAUGAAGAAUACAAGAAAUUACCAUUCUCAAAGCAGCUAACUACUUAUUUCACAAGUUCACUUGACUUCAGAGCUUUGAGAGAUAAAAGAUUUUUGUUUUGUGUGCUAGCUAUUCUAUUUUCAGAAAUGUCAUUAACUACAGCUUUGACUUAUCUACCAGAAUAUGCUUUACAUCAAGGAAUCAAUGAAGAUAACGCGUACUUGUUGGUUACUCUAAUGAAUGUUGUUGGUAUUUUUGGUCGUUUCAUACCUAACAUCUUUGCUGAUAAAUAUGGAAGGUUCAAUGUUAUGAUCACAACAAGUGUUGUUGCAACCAUUUUAUGUCUAGUGUUAUGGUUGCCUUUUGGGAAGAAUCAUGCUGUGUUUUAUGCAUUUUGUAUGGGAUUUAGUUUUUUUACAAGUUCAAUUUUUUCAUUAACACCAGUCUGCUUGAGUCAAAUUUGCAAAACCAAUCAAUUUGGGGCAAGAUUCAGUACUAUGUACUUCUGUGUUUCCUUUGGUAACUUGGUUAGUGUUCCAAUUGCAGGAGCCAUUAUCUCAAAGGGUAAAACCAACCAAUAUAACCAUUUUGUGAUCUAUUGUUCCAUGGUGUCUGUUGUUGGUGCUAUUUGCUGGCUGGCUUCAAGGUACUACAUUGUGAAAACAAAGAUCUGGUGUAAAGUCUGAAAGCUCAGGCUAGUAUAGAUAAAAACGUGAUUAUAGCAUUAUAAUUCUGUGUAGUUUACUUUUUGCCAUGGUGAUGAGAUGCCAGUCGCGACAUUUUUUCAAUUUCUAGCGUGUGAAGCUCAAAAUGUCAACAAACAAAAUCUCACCGCGUGUAAAGCCAAAAUCAAAACAAAUCUCUUCUGAAAAGAACCAACAACCAAACUAUUACCACAGCGGCUAGCUCUCAAGCUAAAAAAAGAGUACCAGAUACAAGGCAUAACCGCGGCUAUGAAUAGGAGCUCCAGCAAUCAAAAGAAGCAGAGAAGGAAUCCCUUCAGCGCCCCAAUAAAGCUUCAAGCAUCCCAGUCCCAACUACCGUUCUUUACCAAACCC
Messenger RNA from Hansenula anomala, 2158 nucleotides. Its product is annotated as MCT family MFS transporter. Gene Ontology annotation, biological process: transmembrane transport. Bases 362 to 1786 code for a protein of 474 amino acids. Gene Ontology annotation, cellular component: fungal-type vacuole membrane. The transcript has a single exon. NCBI's taxonomy places the organism in Eukaryota, Fungi, Ascomycota, Saccharomycetes, Phaffomycetales, Wickerhamomycetaceae. The record is from RefSeq and is a predicted model, not a curated record. Gene Ontology annotation, molecular function: transmembrane transporter activity.